UGUCCGUAGUAGCAACCAUGGCACUGUUGUUAGGAUUAUUCACAGGACUUUGUUUUACGGUGAUUUGUGUUAUUGUGCGGCUUCUGAUUGUGAUUCGUUGUGGAUCAAAAUGUAAACCGGGAGAGAAAGGUCCCGUCUGCGUGCUUGUCGUUGCUGGAUCAGGGGGACAUACCACUGAGAUCCUGCGCCUGAUGGAGAGUCUCUCCCAGUCCUACAGCCCAAGACACUAUAUCAUCGCAGACACGGACAAGAUGAGUGAAGACAAGAUACGCACCUUUGAAAACGCAAAGAAAGACACUGGUUCAAAAGGCCAGUUUACCAUCCAGAGGAUCCCUCGUAGCCGUGAGGUGCGUCAGUCCUGGAGUUCCUCUGUGGUCACCACUCUGAACGCCCUGCUCUACGCCAUUCCUCUGGUGUUCAGGCUCAGGCCAGACAUGGUGCUGUGUAACGGCCCUGGGACCUGCGUCCCCCUGUGCACGGCAGGACUCCUCCUGGGCCUCCUGGGAUUGAAGAAGGUCCUGAUUGUCUACGUUGAGAGCAUCUGCAGAGUGGAAAGCCUGUCGCUGUCCGGGAAGAUCCUCUAUCACUUCUCAGACUACUUCUUUGUGCAGUGGUCCACCCUGAAAGACAAAUACCCCAAAUCAAUUUACCUAGGAAGGAUAGUCUGACUCUGAAUAGACUAUCUGGAAAAAAGACUUCCUUUGUUCUUACAAAUGGGAACACUUUGCUCAGAUAAAUCAUGUUUAAUAGGUUGCUUGCUUGAUGGACAUUUUUCUACAAACUUCAAUGCAGAUGUUUUGGAACAUCGAGCCUUACAUAUAAUAACAAUGUAAAGAUGUUUUGGACCAGUUGAAUGUGUUAUGAAAUGGUACUUUAAUUUAUGGUGCAGUGUAAAGAAAUACUGAAUGGAAUUCAUACCAAAUAUGUAGCUACGGUAUAUCUGGCUUGAACGCCGACUUCGAGCCAGGCCUAAUCACUCAACAUCAGUGCCAGACCUCACUAAUGCUCGUGGCUGAAUGGAAGCAAGUCCCCGC
This is a messenger RNA of Coregonus clupeaformis (lake whitefish), 1034 nucleotides long. Its product is annotated as UDP-N-acetylglucosamine transferase subunit ALG14 homolog. NCBI's taxonomy places the organism in Eukaryota, Metazoa, Chordata, Actinopteri, Salmoniformes, Salmonidae. The transcript has 4 exons. The record is from RefSeq and is a predicted model, not a curated record. Gene Ontology annotation, biological process: dolichol-linked oligosaccharide biosynthetic process. The coding region runs from base 18 to 668 and encodes 216 amino acids. Gene Ontology annotation, cellular component: UDP-N-acetylglucosamine transferase complex.